Diorhabda sublineata is the source of this 5308-nucleotide messenger RNA. It is a transcript of the gene mino, whose product is annotated as glycerol-3-phosphate acyltransferase 1, mitochondrial. The record is from RefSeq and is a predicted model, not a curated record. The transcript is spliced from 12 exons. Lineage: Eukaryota; Metazoa; Arthropoda; Insecta; Coleoptera; Chrysomelidae. The coding region runs from base 297 to 2822 and encodes 841 amino acids. Gene Ontology annotation, cellular component: mitochondrial membrane.
UCGUUUACAUCGAAACAUCCGACCGUCGACUAGUGCUUUGGAACCAUGUUGUUAUUUAUUUGCUAGACAUAAAUAUUAAGAUUUGAGCUUAGGGGGGUGCUAUUGACAUUUUCACAUUUAUAAACUGUGCUAUGUGAAUUAGGUACGCUAUCGACGGACGCAAGUUAGAAAAAACUCUUUCAUGGAACGCGAAGUUUCUAUAAACUUUUUAAACUCAUUGACAGUUAUUUGUGUUUAGAAAAUACUUUGUAUUUGUUUUUGUGUGUAGUUUGAAAUUUGGUAGUGACUAAUUAAAAAUGGUCGUAUUAAACGGUUUAUUUGUAACUUGGACAAUGGAAUCUAUGUUAGAAUUUACGAUUUUUAUGGGGUUCCUAUAUUGGGUAUUUCCUGGUUUAUUUUCAGAAGGUUUCAAAAGAGUAAACAAAAUGGUAGAUGUAGUAACGAAUCGUGUUUUCGAUACGUACAAUAGAUUCUCACCUUCUAAUACGCACAAUGAGACAUUUGCAACUUUAUCAACGCUGAAUAGAUUUUCCAGAAAUCGGAACUAUAAUAAAAUUAUGACUCGAGAAGGUGAUGCAAAGGCUAGAGAAGAUCAGUUAUUGAAUAUUAAAAAUAAUGUUCCAGAAGUUCAACUUUCGAAAAAACGACCAUUUAUGGGUUUAUGUUGUCAAAAUUGUACACUAACUAGUAGGGAAUCUCUUGUGAGUAAAACCACGGAAUCACUGGUACUAAGGAAUAUUCUGAACUAUCAACUUCCAACGAAUAGUGGUUUUCUAAAGCACACUUUCUCGCAUUUAUAUCAAAUAUGUCAAAUCAAGACAUAUCAGUAUCCUCAAGUAGCCGACCUCGUACUAAGAAACAAUCGUUUGAAACAAGCUAUCGAAAAAGCAACAGCUGAACAAGUCCAGGAUGCUAAUAAUACCGACGAAGAAUUUUACCAGAUGUUAUUGAAACGUAACCAAAAACGAGCGAGAAAAUUAUUGUUUGAUAUGCGGUCCACGUUAUCGGAUUUUUUAUUGAAGUUCACAUCUUGGGUUCUAUAUAAACUACUACCUUGUUUCUUAACCUCUGUCGCAGUACAUCCUGGACAAGUGGAAAUGCUGAAAAAAGCUGGAAAAUCGAGUCUUCCUUUGAUUUUCUUACCAUUGCAUAAAUCACAUCUUGAUUAUAUAUUGAUAUCGUUCAUUUUAUUGAACAAUAAUAUAAGAUCGCCCCUUGUGGCAGCUGGUGACAACUUGAGGAUACCAUUUUUUGGGUCUCUACUUCGUGGUCUCGGUGCGUUUUUCAUUAAACGUCGCGUAGAUCCAGUUAUGGGACGAAAAGACCACAUAUACAAAGCUGUUUUACAUUCGUAUAUGAAUACAUGUUUAAGAGCCGGACAUAAUAUUGAAUUUUUCUUGGAAGGUGGUCGUACAAGAACAGGCAAACCGUGUAUGCCAAAAUAUGGUAUUCUCAGUGUUAUUGUAGAAACAUUUAUGGAUGGUACUAUAGAAGAUGCCCUUUUGGUACCAGUAAGUGUAAAUUAUGAAAAACUCGUCGAUGGCAAUUUUAUUCGGGAACAAUUGGGACAACCUAAGGAAAUGGAGACUUUUGGAAAUGCAGUCAAGGCCAUAUGGAAUGUUCUAAAUAGUAAUUACGGUAUGAUGAGGAUAGAUUUCAACCAACCUUUUUCAUUGCGGGAACUUGUUAAAACAUUCAACGUUAACCAAAAAAUGGUACCUUCUGGACACAAAUCUUUACAAACCCAUCCAACUAGAGGGAGUUUAUAUGGCACAGACGUAGUAUCUGAAGAACACAAAUUCAUUGUAGAAAGCAUGUCCAAACAUAUAAUUUAUGAUUGUGCAAAAUCAACUUCAGUAAUGUCUACAAAUGCUGUAGCAUUUUUACUACUUACUAAAUACAGAGAAGGUGUCAGUAUUGAAAGGUUAGUUAUAGCAUUAGAUGAUUUGAAAAAAGAUCUGCAAUAUGCUAGGAGAGAUAUUGGCUUCAGUGGUGAUUCAAUAGAUGUUAUAAAUUAUGCUGUAGAUAUGUUAGGUCCAGGAUUAGUUAGAAAAGAAAAAGUAAAUAAUGAAGAUAUAAUCAAACCUAUAGCGAUAUUGCCCAACGUCAUAGAACUAGCAUAUUAUAGUAAUACUUUAGUUACACAUUUUGCUCUUGAAUCGGCAAUUGCGAUAGCGAUAGAGGCUUUAGACACCACAUCUGGUAGUGUGGUUUAUCAAGAUUUAAUGGAGAACGUGCUAGAGAUCUGUGAUAUUUUACAGUUUGAAUUUUUAUUUUGCAAACCAUGCCAAAACAUUGAAGAAGUCGUUGCCAGCUGCUUAGACGAUUUGUUAUAUAGAAAACAAAUAUUUUUGGUGGAUGAAGAUGAAGAGACAGAUUUAAUUAAAAGAAGCAGACGAUUAGCAAAACAAUUUGAUGAAGACAAUGAAGAAGAAAAAUUUCCACAGAAAAUAUAUAAAAUGAAUCCCAAUAAAGAAGCAGUAGACAUUUUAAAAUAUUUGAGAGUGCCUGUUAUACCUCUAUUGGAAACUUAUGCUAUCACUGCUUUUACAUUGGAGAAAUUAGUUGGUCGACAGCUGUUUGAAAAUGAAUUGAUACAUGAAGUAUUAGAAGAAAUGAAGGCAGAAUUAUCUUGUGGUGGUAUAAAAUAUGCUGAAAGUAUAUCUGUUGAUACAAUAAAAAAUGCCCUAAAACUUUUCCAAGAUUGGCAUAUACUAGAGUGCCAUUCAGAGAAGAAAUUGAGGCUAUACUAUCUCGUAGAAGAACGAGAUAAUUCUGAUUCCGUUUUAGCUCUAUAUCAGCGAAUAGAAAGAUUCUUAUAAAAUAAAUGAAUUCUUGUAUAUGUGGAUGAAGAAAACCAACGGUAUUAUUUCACUUGAUGUUUUAUUAUUACUUAUAAAAUAGUAAUCUGGAUCAUUCAACAACACAACUAGUAGUUUGUAACUUGGGCAAAGGUAAAAAAGAUUUAGAGUCUGUAUAAACUCAAAAAGAGGAAGAUAGAGGGAUAUGGUAAAAUAAUUUUUGAAUCGGUUGCUCUAUUCGUUAAUAUGCUCAUUUUGUGACAAGUUGUAAUCUAUCAAAAUUAUUGUGAUUUUAGAUAUAUCAUUUAAUAACACGUGUCAACACAAAAUUUGACUUUGACUCCAAUGUAUAAAAUUUCCAUAGUUUAGGUCGUAAUUACAGGAAAAAAUAUAUAUAUAACAUAAAAUAGUUUGCUCUUGUAUUUAGAAGAUCGACUAAACGAUAUUUUUCAAAAUUUGUGGUUUUAAUGUUUAAUUGAAGAUAGUACAAAUAAAUAUGUUUCUAAUUUUUAUCAAGCUUUACUAUCAAAAUAGCUUACAAAAAAGUGAAAAAUACUUAGCUUACACUUUUACUUUUUGUUAUAUGUUCAUAAGUACUUUCUCUCAAUAAUCCCCAAAUAUAUUCUCCCAUCAUGUUUUCAUUGUAUUGGCCUUGAUAACGCUUAUAAUGUCCUGAUGAAAAUGUUCUCCUUGCUCUUCUGAAUAUGCUCCCAUAUUGUUUUUAAAUUUAUCUAAAUGGGUGUGGAGCAUAUGAACUUUCAAUGACAUCCUGCAACCCCAUGGCAUUAAACUUUUUUAGCAUAUCUUCAACUAACUUUUCGUAGUUUUCAGCUUCGUUUUUCCUAAAAAUCCAGAAACUACUGUUUAAAAACUGUUCUAACUUUAAGUACGAUUCAGUAACUUUGGUAAUUGUUUAUCAGCAAAAAUUUGCCUAAUUUGCUUACCAACAAAACCCCUGCUUUAACCUUUACUUUUUCAAGUAUCCAAAAGCUUCUGAAGUUUGAUAGAACUUUUUAACAAAUUGUUUCAUCAACCCUAGCUUAAUGUGUAGAGGCGGCAUUAACACUUUUUCCAAUUCAACUAUUGAAUCAUAUUUUAAGUUUUAUUUUCCGACACAAAAUUCUGUUCUUACAGGCCAUGACCGUUGAAUAUAGUGCUUAGCAUCCGUUCUGUAGUCCCAUAAAAAAUUCGACCAAUUUGAAAUCUCCAAUCGACUGCCAAUUAUACUUGUCAUAAUUUACUAAUUUAAGCAAAAUUUUAACACUUUGAUAAUUAUUUUUUAAAUGUACUAAAUGGAAGAGAUGGAAAUUAAUUUUUGUUGUGUAAUGAAACAGCUUUUAAGCUUUUUAUAAAGUUGUCAAUGAAUAAACGCCAUUCGCUAGGAAUGCCAAUUUAUUCGAACAUACCUUUUAUAUUGUUACAAAAACAAAGUCAAUUUUCUUAAAAAAUGUUUCAUGCUAAGUUCGCUGAUCACUGUGAUAUUAACAUCAGCAUGUAAAUUCCACUGUUUUAAACGUGAGCCUAAAAGCUCUUCUUUAUUUUUUGGUAAUUUCAUAUCUCUUAUUAAGUCGUUUUGAUGCAGGUAAAAAUGCCUUAUCAGAAUUACUUCUGUUAAAAUUAAGCGAUGAGCUACUUUCAAGGUCGGGAUAUUCAAUAGGUUUUGUAUUUUUUCCUGUAAGUCUUUGACUCGGAUUUACAAUGCAAAAGUAGCAGUCAUGGAUGUGGUCUUUCGGUUCUCGCCAUAUUCUUGGUAUUUCAAAUUUCAUAGACCUUUUCUCACUUCGAUACUAUCCUGAAAUAAAGUAAUAAAAAUUAAUAUAUCUAUAAGAUUUGAUUUAAAGAUAAAUUAAAAAUUGCCCCCUUUCCAAAUAUCUUUUACAAUGUGGAGCCCAUGUGAAUGUAAAAACCCACUCUGAUCACGCAGUAUUUUCAAAUAUAUUACAACUAAUUGAAAUUAAAAAAAAAAAAUAAAAUGAGUAUUAUUUCUAUAAGUAUCACAAAAGCAAACUUUAUAUUUAAAAAAGGUAUUUUCUUUUCGUUUUUGUGUAUACUUGACCGAAAAAUCAUAAUAUAAACUUUAGAACCAAGAAUGAAAAUUUUUUUGUUGUCGUGUAAUUAAUCUUUGCUUUAUUGGUGCAUUUGUACUUCAUGAGCUUAAUAUUAUAUAAACGAAUAAGUGUUAAUCUACCUAUAUGACAAAUUUUGUGUUUUGUUGUAGAGACAUUGAUAAAUAAAAUUAUUCUGUGGACUCAAAUAUAUUCUUCAAUAGUAUCUGUGAGUUAGUGAAAAUACUGUUAAGUACCCAUACCAUAUAUUAGUUUAGUAAUAGGUUUGAAGUUCUGUAUAAUUUUGUACAUUAAGAGUUAUGUGGUUGCGUUUUUUUAUACAAAUUGCUAAAAGAAUACUGCAUUUUAUUAAUGUGGAAUACUGUGAUACAUGAUUUGAUAUGUUGUCGAAUUGGUAUUUUCUUAUACAUAAAAGUUAUUGAAUAAUAAAUACUUUGAUAA